ACUGCUGACACCAACACCAACCCUUAGCGCUGACCACGACAAUGGCCACUUCCCCACAACCAGAGACGACGCAGGUGCUCCCGGCGCCGGACAGCCACGAAACAUCGCGCGAUGACUGGGCUGGUCUCACGGAUCCGGCCGAGCGCCGACGAAGACAGAAUCGGAUAAACCAGAGGGCUCACCGACUACGCCAGCGCCAACGCAUGCGAAACAACAGAGAUGUCCAUCCUAAAAGUGUCGUUUCUUCAUCCUCAUCUCCAUCCUCCUCCUCAACCGCGAUCGUACCCAAAGAAAGCAGUACCUCACCAUCAGCCUCAUCACAGCGCGACAGUCGCUGUCUCAAACCCGCAUCUGCACGACUCCUUCUGACCCAAUUUGCCGAAUCCGCGUUCCAAAGUUACAUGACGGGCUCCCCAACCUCCGAGCAUCUCUUGCUACUGACAAAAGUCAACGUCUUCCGCGCCUUCGGACACAACCUGAAAAUCAUGGGCUGGGAUCCGGAUAACAUGGACGACGACGCCAUUUCCCCAUUUAAUAUCCCCACCGCAGCAGAGGCGUCAAAGGCACCGGACUACAGUGAUAUGCCCCUCAGCCUCCGACCCACCAAACUCCAGAGAACUAGGCCACAUCAUCCAUGGCUGGACUUUUUCCCUCUGCCCAAAAUGCGGGAUAAUAUGAUUCAAGCGGGUGAUGAUUGGGAUGAUGACGCACUUUGCCAUGAUAUCAUGGGCUUCUGGGCACACUCUUCUACUGCGGCGCCGGGGUUACUGGUCUGGGGGGAGCCGUGGGAUAUUCGGAACUGGGAGUUGACGGAGGCGUUUUUGAAGAAAUGGCAGUGGAUUGUUCGGGGGUGUCCUGAGAUUAUGAAUAGCACAAAUGCGUGGCGGGCACGGCGUGGUGAGAAGCUUAUAUUCAGGUAUAUCUAGAUCAAAUCGAACACCAGGUAUAGAAGGUCU
Molecule: messenger RNA, 956 nt
Organism: Penicillium brasilianum
Lineage: Eukaryota; Fungi; Ascomycota; Eurotiomycetes; Eurotiales; Aspergillaceae
Source: the annotation of a GenBank genome assembly